Molecule: messenger RNA, 2573 nt
Organism: Vombatus ursinus (common wombat)
Lineage: Eukaryota; Metazoa; Chordata; Mammalia; Diprotodontia; Vombatidae
Gene: SMAD7
Product: SMAD family member 7
Exons: 4
Coding region: 1143-2462 (439 amino acids)
Biological process (GO): anatomical structure morphogenesis; cell differentiation; SMAD protein signal transduction
Cellular component (GO): heteromeric SMAD protein complex
Molecular function (GO): transcription regulator inhibitor activity; I-SMAD binding
Source: RefSeq, a predicted model, not a curated record
UGUUUUUUUUUUUCUUCUUUCGCUGGGGUGGUGUAGGAGGGAGGAAAGACGAGAGACUCACUUAAAAUAAUAAUCAGACGAGCAUGGUGGAAGAAGCCGAUUCAAAGCUUUCUUUGGAUUAAAAAAAGAUACAUAUACACAUAUGUGUAUAUCUUUGGCAGAAGAAAAGAAGAGGAAGACGAACGGAGGUCCUAGAAGAAAAAAAAAGGAUGUUAACUUGUGGAUACAUUUUUUUUCACCAAAUUUUUUUGUGUGAUACUUUGUAAACGUUUUUUUCGCCCUUCCUAAUUUUUUUUAGACUCCAAUACAACCGGACGUCCCCAGGGCUGCGCCUUGCAGUGGUGAUUGUUUUAAAUUUUUAUUUAGAAUAUUUGGGCUCCCCCACUUUUAAUUGAAAAAUAAUUCUUUAGCCCGGCACCUCAUGCGGGGUGAAAUUCACUUUCUUCCCCUCCCCCGAACCUUCGUGUGGAUGGAAUUCGUGGAGAUCCGGUUACUAAGGAUAUAGUGCAAAAAAAAAAAAAUUAAAUCGCGUGCCUGCCUUUUUUUCUAAUUGCCAGCUUCUAACCCCCAAAUUAAGUUGCUUAGAGAAGGAGAAAAGAACAUUUUCUCCUGAUUCAAUCAACGAAACAAAACCUUAAAUUUUCUUUUUCCUGAGGUUCUUAGCCUCAGUAAGGGGCUGAGGCUGGAGGUGUUGACAUUCAAAAGCUACUCCUUUUCGUUCUGCGUUUGGGGGGCAGUGAGGAGAGAAGGGAGCACUACCCCUCCUGAAUCCCCGUUUUUUCUCCCUUUUUCUUUGUAUCUUCCCUUGGUCAGCCCGGUCUGUUUCCUCUGCGAGGCUAGGCGAGACGACCUGAAUCGGGUGCCAGUGGAGCGGGGUGGGGAAGCCGGAGAGGAGCCGUCCCUCCCCUGCCAGGCCCCCCCAAACCCCCCCACACCCUCCGGGCUCCGAGAGACUGGCGCAUGUUACGGAGCGUCCCUCCUGCCGCUGCCGCUCCUGCCCGGGCUCCUGCUGCUGCUGCUGCUGUUGCUGCUGCCGCCUGCGACUGCUGCCCCAACUCGGUGCCCAAAUUCUUCAUGGUGUGCGGAGGUCAUGUUCGCUCCUUAGCCGGGAAACGACUUUUCUCCUCGCCUCCUCGUCCCGCAUGUUCAGGACCAAACGAUCGGUGCUCGUCCGGCGUCUCUGGAGGAGCCGUGCGCCCGGCGGGGAGGACGAGGAGGAGGGCGCAGGAGGAGGCGGAGGCGGAGGAGGAGGAGGGGAGCCGAGGGGGGAAGGGGCGACGGACAGCCGGGCGCAUGGGGCUGGAGGCGGAGGCGCUGGUAGGGGUGGCUGUUGCCUGGGCAAGUCGGUCAAAGGUGCCAAAGGUCACCACCACCACCAUCACCACCACCCCUCCUUGGGCACCGGCGCUGCCGGGGGCUCGGAGGCGGAAUUGAAGGCGCUAACACACUCGGUGUUGAAGAAACUGAAGGAGCGGCAGCUGGAGUUGUUGCUGCAGGCGGUGGAGUCCCGCGGGGGAACCCGCACCGCCUGCCUCCUCCUGCCUGGCAGAGUGGACUCCAGGCUGGCGCUGGGGCAGGGGCCGCCCGCGUCCCCUCUCCAGACUCAGCCUACCCAGCCUCAGCCUCCGCCGUCGUCUUACUCGCUCCCCUUAUUGUUGUGCAAAGUGUUCAGGUGGCCAGAUCUCAGGCAUUCCUCGGAAGUCAAGAGGUUGUGUUGCUGUGAAUCUUACGGGAAGAACAACCCGGAGCUGGUCUGCUGCAACCCUCACCACCUUAGUAGACUCUGCGAACUAGAGUCUCCCCCUCCUCCCUACUCCAGAUACCCAAUGGAUUUUCUCAAACCAACUGCAGAGUGUCCAGAUGCUGUGCCUUCCUCCACUGAAACAGGGGGAACUAAUUAUCUGGCCCCUGGGGGGCUUUCAGAUUCCCAACUUCUUCAGGAGCCUGGGGAUCAGUCACACUGGUGCGUGGUAGCAUAUUGGGAGGAGAAAACAAGAGUGGGUCGGCUCUACUCUGUCCAAGAGCCCUCCUUGGACAUCUUCUACGAUCUACCUCAGGGGAAUGGCUUUUGCCUCGGACAGCUCAAUUCGGACAACAAGAGUCAGCUGGUACAGAAAGUCCGCAGCAAAAUUGGCUGUGGCAUCCAGUUGACUAGAGAAGUAGACGGCGUGUGGGUGUAUAACCGUAGUAGUUACCCCAUCUUUAUCAAGUCGGCCACACUGGAUAACCCCGACUCCAGGACGUUGUUGGUGCACAAGGUGUUCCCGGGUUUUUCCAUCAAGGCUUUUGACUAUGAGAAAGCAUACAGUUUGCAGCGGCCCAACGACCAUGAGUUCAUGCAGCAGCCAUGGACGGGCUUCACCGUGCAGAUCAGCUUCGUGAAAGGCUGGGGCCAGUGUUACACAAGGCAGUUUAUCAGCAGCUGUCCGUGCUGGUUGGAGGUCAUAUUCAACAACCGAUAACGCAACAGGAACCGGAGGGGACUAGAUGACGUUUAAAACUACUUUGCUGCUAAUAUUUUCCUUCUGAGUGCUUGCUUUUCAUGUAAACUCUUUGGUUGUUUUAUUUUUUAA